ACUUUUGUUUAAUUUGUUUGUUUAUAUUUAUUAUCAGUUAGACCGACAUUUUUGUCGUUUAAGUUGCUUUUCCGUUCUUUCGGAUUAUAAAAUGUAAUACACGGUGUCAUUUAUGAUAGCACAAUUUUCCGUCGUGCGUUCAAGAUAUUUCCAACAUUGUGUUCUGAAUAACCACGUAGACAUCGACAGUUUGGUCAUAUGUUUCGUGUGGUCUCAAGUUUUAUAUAUUUGAAAGCCUAUUAAUUUUAAAUGCUCUCAAACUGUAAAGUCAGAUAAGUAUCAUACUGAAUUAGUGCACACAUAUUUCUUUCAACCUAUUUUUGUUAUUACAAGUUUCGAAAUUAUAAAAUAAAGGCAUUCAAAAAAAAGAGUUAAAACAUGACAUACACAUCCGCAUCUAUAGCCUUAAUGCACUCCCUUUUGAUUAUUUUUGUUUUGCUAUGUAUAUUAAAACACGUUGUUCAUUUGUUAUUUGCGUGUUUCCGGCAUUGAUGCGCGUAUUUAUAUCACGAGAGAUUUGCGAGUUCAAUUGUCAAGCAUCAGCUUUUCAUUUGAAGAUAUAUUAUAAAUGCUUGCUUAUGUUGAUGUUUGGAAAAUUUAAAUCCAAAGUGUCGUCAUAACGCUUAAUUCUGUUUUAUUUCGAUUGAUGCGACCUUUUCACGAAUGUCUCUUACCUUAAUAUAUUUGUACUAGAUAUGCAAACUACUUAAAACUAAAAUUGUGUUUCCUUUGUAUGCAUUGUUGGUAUAUGUAUAAAUUACUAUGAAUAUGCAUUCAGUAAUUUUGAAGUUAGAAAUAAAUAUCUUUAGAUUAAUAAAUUUGCUUUCUUUUUGCAGUGAUCACGACUGGUAAACAUGGCGUUCAUAAAACUUUUGGUGUGCGUCGUUUCAUGCAUUGUUUUGGUGAAAGGUGACUACAGAAGUAAUGGAUUUGACGACCACGGAUAUUUUAUCGGAGGGGGCUCUGCUGGUUUCCAAGGUGGUUACGUUGACGGCGACUACUCCAACGGAGGUAUAAGUGGCGGGCAUUUUGGCGGCUCAAUGUUUGAAGGCGGAAUCAGCGGUGGCAUUAUUGGCGGUGGAAUCGGUGGCGGGAUUGGUGCUGGAAAGUACGGUGAUAUCGGCGGUGGGUUGGUUGGUGGCGGCAUCUUGGGUGGAAUAGGUGGAGGAGAUAACGAUGGCUUUGGCGGCGGUAUUAUUGGGGGUGGAGUUGGUGGCGGAGUCGGCGGUGGAAAGUAUGGUGGAAUGGGAGCUGGAUCAUAUGGUAGUGGAAUGUACGGGGGUAUAGGAGGGGGAAUGAUUGGUGGUGGAAUCGGCGGAGGAAAAUAUGGGAGUAGAAUGUUAAAGGGAAUGGGCGGGAGCUUUGACUCGGGUGGCAUGAUCGGUGGCGGAUUCCUUGGAGGCGGUGGUUUUGGAGGAGGUGCGUUCGGCGGCGUUGGCGGCGGAAUCAUAGGAGGCGGUAUUGGCGGUGGAUUUGGCGGGGGAAAAUACGGCGGACGAACAAGUGGAAUGUUUGGAGGUGGAAUCGGCGGUGGCAUGAUUGGAGGUGGAAUCGGCGGUGGCAUGAUUGGAGGUGGAAUCGGCGGUGGCAUGAUAGGCCAUGGCGUCGGCGGAGGAUUCGGUGGAAAAUAUGGCGGUAUUGGAGGUGGUUUGCUGAGCGGAUCCUUCGGAGGGCAUGCACGUCACGGUGGUUCCUACUACAGGCAGUUCGGUGUUAGUGGUUUUUCCGGAGGAGUUGCGGGUGGAUAUGGUGGAAUAGGCGGCAUGGCUGGUUCCGGUAUUGGGGGGAAGGGAUUUCCUCGGCGAUCAUACAAAAUGUACUAGACCUUGGAAACACGGACAAAAGGGCUCAAACCAACCGAUCUUUAUAUAUUGCAUUGCUUAAUAUUAUACGUAUAUAUGUGUUUUUGGAAGAUAAAUGUUACAUGCGACAUGCUACAAUAAAU
Messenger RNA from Dreissena polymorpha, 1945 nucleotides. RefSeq lists its product as uncharacterized. NCBI's taxonomy places the organism in Eukaryota, Metazoa, Mollusca, Bivalvia, Myida, Dreissenidae. The coding region runs from base 855 to 1823 and encodes 322 amino acids. The transcript is spliced from 6 exons. The record is from RefSeq and is a predicted model, not a curated record.